UAGGACUUCGUGGGAGUCGUUAAGAGAGAGCGUGCGUUCGUUGAAAUCCGUAAGGGACAGGAAGGGGUAUUCUUUCUGUGGGAAGAAUCGGUUAGUGGGGAGCUGAUCACGGGAACGCUGACGAUGGAUGAUAAGCUGGAUGACGAGGCCUGGAGGCAAUGCACAGUGCACUUUACAGUAGCGCAACGCAAAUUGCCGCUGUCUGACACCGACAAAAGAAGCGAGAUAGUUUCCAACUUUUGCCUAUAUGCAAGAAAUCGCGAGUGAAGAAUGUCUGCAGUGAAUUGUAUGCGAUAGCGGUACUCUCGUUGCCAAGACCGGAAUAUCCGACUAGAAAUGUCGCACGAGACGAUUUAAAUGUUGUAAUGCGGACGAAAAGUUCUCUCAAUAUGUCGGCAAGGAUAUGAAGAAAAAAAAAAAAAAGGUCGAGCGAUUCUCCAUUUCCGGUACCCGCAAUACAACCCGCAUUCGUCAAAAGGAUACAUUCAAAUCCGCUCCAUUUUCGCCGAUUGCGACCGUCCCAAACCAGUCUGCCGACCCGAUUUGUAAUUCACCAGGACCGACACCAAGCCAUGUAACAACAAGGUCGCAUGCUCGAAAAGAUAUUUCAUUUAUUCAAAAAAUGUGGAUAGUGUGGAGUCGAAAGUGUGCGGUCGGGUAUUUUGGGAGGAGAGCCAAGUGGGUGGGCUGGCUGGGCGACCAAAGGGAAAACCCCGAGAAAUGGCGUGGGAGAAGUGGCCAAGGCAGAAAGCGAGAGAGCACCGGCGCACGCACGUACGUAUCAAGGCAGCAUUCAUCACCGCAGAUCGAUAAGACGAGCCUCGCUCACAGUUGUAGAACGACCGUCUAGGAAGGAGAAUGGGAGAGUCGGGCUUUUCUUCCUCGUGAAAUGAUUUGACUGUCAUGUCCGUCCGUUGUCCAGGCCUCGGCCAUCCAUCCCCAACCGAAGAUAACAGGGAAAAACAAAAAAAAAAAAAAAAGCAAACUUACCAGACAAGAUCAAAUCAACCUUGCUAAAUAAAAAUGAAUCACAGGGGGAAUUGUCGUGGCGCAA
This is a messenger RNA of Aspergillus ruber CBS 135680, 1054 nucleotides long. RefSeq lists its product as uncharacterized. Bases 404 to 850 code for a protein of 148 amino acids. The record is from RefSeq and is a predicted model, not a curated record. Lineage: Eukaryota; Fungi; Ascomycota; Eurotiomycetes; Eurotiales; Aspergillaceae. The transcript has a single exon.